Molecule: messenger RNA, 2233 nt
Organism: Gekko japonicus
Lineage: Eukaryota; Metazoa; Chordata; Lepidosauria; Squamata; Gekkonidae
Exons: 4
Coding region: 31-1998 (655 amino acids)
Biological process (GO): protein homooligomerization
Cellular component (GO): membrane
Source: RefSeq, a predicted model, not a curated record
CACAGAAGCCAUCCAAAAAGAAUAGCCACCAUGAGAAGGUGCGUGGUGACCUGCUGGAUAGCAGUUCUGUUUAUCCUCCUGCUGAUUGAUGAUUCCCUGUCUGGAAGGUCCAGCAGCAGCAGCAGCAGGUCCAGCAGCAGCAGGUCCAGCAGCAGCAGCAGCAGGUCCAGAGGCAGCAGCAGGCCCAGCGGCGGCAGUAGGCCCAGCGGCGGCAGUAGGCCCAGCGGCGGCAGUAAGCCCAGCGGCGGCAGUAGGCCCAGCGGUGGCAGCAGGCCCAGUGGCGGCAGCGAGCCCAGUGGUGGUAGUAGGCCCAACGGCGGCAGCAGGCCCAGUGGCGGCAGCAAGCCUGAUUCCUCCUUCCCUAGCAAACCGGAUUCUAACAAGCCUGGUUCUUCCCCAAUCAAACCUGGUUUUGCCCCCAUCAAACCAGGCUCCUCCCCAGUCAAACCUGGCUCCCCUGCAGGAAACCCUGCUAACCCCCCACACAAUCCUGCUUUCCCACAAAACCCUGCUCCCCCCCCACACAAUCCCAACUUCCCACAAGCUCACCCCCCUCAGUACCCCCCACAAAACCCCAACUUCCCACAAAACCCAGCUCAUCCUCCCCAGCACUACCCACAAAACCCUGCUUACCCACCACAAAACCCCAAUUCCCCACAAAACCCAGGUUACCCGCAGAACCAUCCACAAAACCCUGCAUACCCCCCUCAAAACCCUGGCUACCCACAAAACCCUGCUCACCCCCCACAAUUUCCCCCACAAAAUCCCGCUUACCCCCCACAAAACCACAACUAUCCACACAACCCUCAACCCCCACCAUACCCUGGUCAACCCCCACCAUACCCUGGUCACCCCCCACCAUACCCUGGUCACCGGCCACAAUAUCCUGGUCAGCCACCACAGCAUCCUGGUUAUCCCAUAAAUCCUGGCUUUCCCAGCCGUACAGGAGGAGACAGCUGGGGCCAUCAUGACACUAAGCCAUGGAAACCCAAGAAGCCCAAGACGAAGCAUCUGGUGGGAGCAGCUGUUGCAGGAGCUGCUGCAGGAGCUGUGGGCGGCUACCUCUUAGGCAAUGCCAUGUCUAACUUGCGUUUUCGUUUUCACAACCCUGCUGAGGAACGGUGGUGGUAUGAAAACCGAAAUCGUUAUCCCGAUCAAGUUUAUUACCCACAGUACAAUCAGCCGGUUGUGAGGGAUGUGUUUGUGAGAGACUGCGUCAAUAUCACUGUGCGAGAGUAUAUCGAGCCCACUGGAAACCAAACAGGAGAUGAGAUCGAAACCACUGUAGUGACUCGAGUGGUACAUGAGAUGUGCACUGAGCAGUACCGCAUGGUGUCGGGUGCUGCAGAGGGAGGUAGUUGGAGCCGUUAUAAUACUGAACCAUGGAAACCUAAGACACCCAAGCUUGAGAUGCCGCAAGUGGCAAAAGAAACGGUUACAGUUGCCCCAAGGGGAGCAAUUGUUGGCCCCCUCUUAGGCAGUCCCAUGUCAAAUAUGAGUUUCCAAUUUAACAACACCGAUGACGAACAGUGGUGGUAUGAGAAUCGCAAUAAUUAUUCGGACCGAGUUUACUAUCUGGAGUACAGCCAACCUGUUUUGCAGGAUGUCUUUGUGGGAGACUGCAUGAACAUUACACUGGAGAAGUUUCUUGAGCCCACCGGGAAUCAAACGGUCGAUGAAAUGGAGGAGAGGGUUGUGAAACAAGUGGUCCACAAGAUGUGCACAGAGCAGUACUGGCUGGUGUUGGGCGUUGCUGGAGGAGGUUCCCGGAGCCAUCAUAAUAGCGAACCAUGGAAAUCUAAGACAGCCGAUCCCAAGAUGGACAAUGUGGAAGAGGAAGCUGCAGUUAUCGCCAGUAGCCGCUUAGAAAAUGCCGCAUCUCAGUCCGACUUUAACAAGGAUGACAAGGAAACAUUCGGUUCAGGCAUUACUAUGCUUCUGGCCAACCCUUCCCUGCUUUGGAUCAACACAUUCGCCUUCUGUUUCCUGUCACACUAAGGUCACACAGAUGAAGCCUCUCUGUUGUUGUCAAUCUAGCUGAUGUUCAGAAAGAGCGAGAUCUAUCUUAUGCGAUUACAUAGCAUUAUAUAACGGCUUGCCUUGUAGUUCCUGUAACGCUAUGUAAUGCAAACUUUUUUGUGUGUGGUGAACGUAUUCUUGCUUAUGCACCUUUUUGGUGGCAUAGCUUUAUGAGCAAUUAUAUCUGUUGAAUUAUAGAGAACAUACAAGCUGC